CUGGGCAGUGGCAGCCACACAACCUCCGCGGGCAGUUCCUCUCGCACGCUCCGGUAGCCUCGCAGUGAAUGAAGUGAAUAGUGGUUGAGGAUAGUGAAGUGGAUCUUUUAGACACGAAAGCGAUAGGUGAAAGGGUAUCGUUGUGGUGAAAUGGUGACGGCGGGUGGAGUGUGUUGGAGAUAGAGAACAGGCGCUGGCGAAAGCGGCCUCUCGGAAAAGCCAGGCGGGGCGUCGGAGCUCUUGCCUGCUUUUGUGUGCUUGUCGAUACGAAAGGAAUUUUGUGGGGAACUCAGCUCUUCCUUCUUCCCACAUGCCUGAGGAAAGCUCUCGAAGAACAGCUGUGGCAGUGGGUUAUGAACAAGUGAGGUGAAAAUAGUGUCAAAGAUGUUCACUUGCUGCGGAACGUGUAUCUUGGGCCUCGCGAGACGCUGACCGCCGCGAUGCUGCCGCUCAGCACCGCCAUCAGAGUGAACCUCCCGGCGAACCUCCAGCAGGCGUCGGGGGAGAAUGACGACGUGGCCAAGGUGUUGGCGCGAGCCUUCGUGUCCUGCGACGUGGGUGUGGUGAAGUCAUGCCUGGAGCAGGGCGUGGACCCCAACAUGCCCCUGCCCGGAGGCUACGUGCCCAUCACUCUCAUCAUCUCAACGGCCGAGUCCGAGCGCUGGGUGGAGAUCGUUAGAAUGCUCUUGGAAGCAGGGGCGUCGCCGGACUGCCGCGACCCCCGGGGCACGCCCCUCCUCUCCCUUCUCGUGGCUACCUGCUCACCCGAUCUCCUGGCGCUCGCGCUGAAGAAGGGAGCCGACAUCAACGCUCACAGCCCCAGCGGUGAGACCCCGCUCAUAAGCGCCGUUCACUACAAGCAAAUCGAAUGCUUGCGAAUCCUGCUCCAAUACGGCGCGGAUCCCAACACAGUCUCCGCUGACGGCUCCAGCGCCCUCAUGUGGGCGGCGGGGCGGAGCAACGGCAUAGGCAUGCAGCGGUCCCUCACCUGCGUGCGGCUCCUCCUCGAGCACGGAGCCAGCCCGACGUUCAGCAACCCGCGGGGCUACACGCCGCUCAUGGCUGCGGCGCUCAUCCGGGAGGCGGAAGUGGUGCGCGUACUACUGGCAUCUGGCGCCGACCCUGACACCAGAGACGCCCGAGGGGAGACGGCGCUCAUCAAGGCGGUCUACUCCGACGCCGUUUUGGUCGUGAAGCUACUGCUUCAGUACAAUGCUGACGUCAACAUUCAGAAUACGAUGGGGUGUACCGCGCUCAUGAACUGCGUGUCUGACGAGGUCCUCUCACUCCUCCUGCAGCACCGCGCCGACCCGACCCUCGUAGGGAACGACGGCAACACCGCCCUUCACUACCAGGCCUCCGAGAACCGCGCCGAGCACUCGCAGACGCUGCUCGAAUACGGCGCGCCGAUCGACGCUCGGAACGCCAACGGGAACACUCCGCUGCAGAUCGCCGUGCGCUCCUGCAGCUUCUCCGUCGUCGACCUCCUCCUGAACUGCGGAGCGAACGUCGCCUCCUUCAACGACGCCGGCGUGUCCAUCCUUCACGACGCGUUGUUGUCCUGGGACUACUACAACACGCACGAUGUCUUCACGGCUCUUAAUACUCCCUCGCUCAUGUCUGAGAUGCUGUAUUACAUGCACAGCUGCGGAUCAGGACGGGUGCUGCAAGUGCUGGAAAGACUGCUAGAAGGCGGGGCUGACCCAGGGCUCGCCGGCGAGAGGGGCGUCACCCCCCUCAUGCUAGCAGCCGCACGGGGCGACGACAGGAUCGUGCGUCUCCUCCUCGAGCGAGGGGUCGACCCGGCGGCCUCCGACGCAGGAGGACGCACCGCACUCUUCUACGCCUGCAAGUGGGGGCAUGCCCGUCUGGUGGACAUCCUGCUGGCGCACGACUGCUCCCCCAACGCCCCGGACGGUGCCAACAACCUUCCCAUCUACUACGCUGCGCAGCACAGUCACACAUCCAUCGUCAUGGGACUCAUGGUGGAUUUCGCCUUCUACUUCCGCUGCCAACACGCAGUCACUUGAACUGAGAGCGAACCAGUGAUUUUGUAUGAGUAGAACACACUUAUGCGGACAGAUAAAGAGUGCAUGCACAGGCAUAUCUAUGAGACUA
This is a messenger RNA of Penaeus indicus, 2118 nucleotides long. Its product is annotated as putative ankyrin repeat protein RF_0381. The transcript has a single exon. The coding region runs from base 441 to 2030 and encodes 529 amino acids. Gene Ontology annotation, molecular function: protein binding. The record is from RefSeq and is a predicted model, not a curated record. Lineage: Eukaryota; Metazoa; Arthropoda; Malacostraca; Decapoda; Penaeidae.